AUAAUGUACAAAAAGAAGAGAAAAACAACGAGAGGGGAAAACCAAAGAAGGCAGACAUAUCAUCGUCCUCUUCCAUUUUCUUCCACAUACAGGGUCUCUCUCUCUCUCUCUCCAACGCCAACGGCGCCACCGGCGUCUUCCACCUCGCUUCCCCCUGCAUCGUCGACGAAGUUUAAGACCCCGACGACUACGUCGCCGCCGCCCCCACCACCAACACCGAGGGCGUUCGGUUAUAUUUUGGAAGUGAGCUUGAGACGGAUGGAUGAGUUAAGUCCACAUGGCCUUUCUGGAACGGUUUCAUUUUGUCAAACAUUUGCCCAAUGCAGUGGUCGUCCUUCUCACGAUUCCUUGAAACUGGAGAACCUCUCGAUGAUUAUGCCAAAUUUCGCUCCUCAUUAAUGGAAACCUACGCAUCUCUGACUAUGUCUAUUGCCAUUGACACUGAGGUCAUUUUCACUGUUCUCUGUUUAUUUUGUUCCCGUUGGUAACUACAGAAUAGGGCUAACUGAAGAGGUAUUUUUAAUGUUUAUCAAUGUUAAUCCAACCUCCCCCAU
This is a messenger RNA of Rhododendron vialii, 554 nucleotides long. Its product is annotated as protein transport protein sec31-like. Bases 4 to 399 code for a protein of 131 amino acids. NCBI's taxonomy places the organism in Eukaryota, Viridiplantae, Streptophyta, Magnoliopsida, Ericales, Ericaceae. The record is from RefSeq and is a predicted model, not a curated record. The transcript has 2 exons.